GUGUUAGAGUGUGUGUGUGUGUGUGUGUGUGUGUGUACACGAAUGCGUGUUUAUGUGUGUCAGCUGGCCAGACGGGAAAUGCGCCUGCCUCAGCGGCUGCUACUCCACACUGUAAGAGCAGAGAGCAGGGACGAAGCAGGGAGCGAGGAAACGAGUGGUAGAGUAUGGCCCUCGCCAAAUAAAGCCAUGGGGGCCUGGGGUGGGAUGGCCCUUACUACACUAUAAAUACGCUGGGCUUCUGCCGAUUCGGGUUUGGUGCCUGGAGCUGUGUAGCAGCAAGUGCACCGGCCCAGCUCAGGAGAAUCUCAUCCACACUCAGGCCUUCAGCCAUGCCACGAGUGGACGCCGACCUCAAACUGGACUUUAAAGAUGUCCUGUUGAGACCAAAGAGGAGCAGCCUAAAGAGCAGGUCUGAGGUGGACCUGCAGAGGACUUUCACAUUCCGCAACUCAAAGCAAACAUACAAUGGCAUCCCGAUCAUCGCUGCUAACAUGGACACCACAGGUACUUUUGAGAUGGCCCAGGUAAUGAGCAAGCAUACACUCUUCACCACCAUCCACAAGCAUUACACUCUGGAAGAAUGGAAGACAUUUGCAUCCAAUCACCCAGAGUGCCUAGAGCAUGUGGCUGCGAGCUCAGGCAGUGGGCAGGCAGAUCUGGAGAAACUGUGCAGCAUUCUGGAAGCCAUUCCACUCAUUAAGUACAUCUGCCUGGAUGUGGCCAAUGGAUAUUCCGAGCACUUUGUGGAGUUCGUCAAAACAGUCCGGGGGAAGUUCCCUAACCACACUAUUCUUGCUGGAAAUGUGGUGACGGGAGAGAUGGUGGAGGAGCUCAUUCUGUCUGGAGCCGACAUCAUCAAAGUGGGCAUCGGACCGGGUUCUGUAUGCACCACCCGCAUCAAGACUGGAGUGGGCUACCCUCAGUUAAGUGCUGUUAUUGAGUGUGCAGACUCUGCUCAUGGACUGAAAGGGCACAUCAUCUCUGAUGGAGGCUGCAGUUGCCCAGGAGAUGUUGCCAAGGCCUUUGGCGCAGGGGCAGAUUUCGUCAUGCUAGGAGGAAUGCUAGCAGGGCAUGACCAAUGUGCCGGUGAAGUCAUCGAAAAGGAUGGAAAGAAGUUUAAGCUGUUCUAUGGCAUGAGCUCAGAUACAGCCAUGAAGAAAUAUGUUGGUGGUGUGGCAGAAUACAGGGCGUCUGAGGGCCGGACCGUGCAAGUGCCGUAUAAAGGUGACGUGGAGGACACCAUCAGAGACAUCUUGGGCGGGCUGCGCUCCACCUGCACAUACGUAGGAGCAGCCAAACUCAAAGAGCUGAGCCGCAGGACCACGUUCAUCAGAGUUACACAGCAGUCGAGCCAAAUGUUCACCUAAAGCCAUGAAGUACAUUCAGACACUCACAAACGAAACAAAUGUAGCACUCAGAGCAGUAGAGCAAAGCACUCUGAGACAUAUUUAUACAUGCAAAAGUACCUCAUUGGGUCAGAUUCAUGCGUGUACCUUGGGUACAAGUGGUUGCUGACUUCAUACAUGUGUAUUUCAUACAGUCACACAAACUCGAAACAAUGCCAGAGAUUUUUUUUAUUUCGCUCAGGAGCCAUGCUGUAGUGCUUGUGAAAACAGCUCAUUUACAGCACAAGCAUGAUUCAGCCUGUUGUUAAUAUAAGCCUUUAAGCUCUCCAAAUAUAGAGGGUGCAAUGAUGAUGAGGUUCCAAGUAUGAAGGAGGUUGAAUAGGGCCUCAACAAAUUAGCAUUUGGGAAAAGAGAUUUGUGAAUUUAUUCAAUAAAACUAUGCAACUAUGUUACCACUGAAAGGAUUUGAGCCAGCAUGAGGCGUAAGAUGAAUAAAUAAAAGGACAACACGUUCUCCUCAUACAGUAACAAUACUAUGUUGCCCAUGUGAAAGAUUGUUUGCAAAUGUGCUAAUAUUGGUGUAUGGUGUAACGUUGACUUGAUUGGAACAGAGACUUGUGCACAGCAUACUGUACUAUUUCUGUUAGCCUGCCUGCUUCUUGAAUGUACACUGGUUUUUGGCAGGAUGUAGCUUCAGACCAGAGGAAUGUGAAAGGCCUCGGUGCCUAACGUCCUGUUCAUUUAGUGUCACACUGUAACUCAGAGUAAUAAAGGGAUCUAAAUGAA
This is a messenger RNA of Pangasianodon hypophthalmus (striped catfish), 2132 nucleotides long. It is a transcript of the gene gmpr, whose product is annotated as guanosine monophosphate reductase. Gene Ontology annotation, biological process: nucleotide metabolic process. Bases 330 to 1367 code for a protein of 345 amino acids. The record is from RefSeq and is a predicted model, not a curated record. Gene Ontology annotation, cellular component: GMP reductase complex. Gene Ontology annotation, molecular function: GMP reductase activity. The transcript has 9 exons. NCBI's taxonomy places the organism in Eukaryota, Metazoa, Chordata, Actinopteri, Siluriformes, Pangasiidae.